This is a messenger RNA of Oldenlandia corymbosa var. corymbosa, 585 nucleotides long. The record is from the annotation of a GenBank genome assembly. Lineage: Eukaryota; Viridiplantae; Streptophyta; Magnoliopsida; Gentianales; Rubiaceae.
AUGCAGAGGCGCCAAUCCAGUUAUGCAACCGUGGUGUUUUUCUCUCUGAUUAUCCUGCUUGGCCUUGUUUCCUUCACCCUCUGUUUUGCUGCUGAAUUCAGAAGAUCAAAGAAAAGUGAUCUCAGAUUAAACGGGAAGCUUUGUUAUUUGCCAGGAAGCCGAGGAUUUGGAUUGGGAAUCGCUGCCUUAAUCUUGCUGGUUAGUGCUCAGAUCAUCGGGACCCUUUUCAUUUGCAACAAGUUUUGGUCAAGAAACCAUGACGACAGGAGAAUCUGCAAGACCAAAUCAUCCAACAUCAUCAUCAUUGCUCUUCUUCUUUCCUGGAUCAGUUUUGGAUUUGCUGCAAUUUUGAUAGGUGCAGCCACAAGCAUGAGCCAAAGUCAACAGUUUGGAAAAGGAUGGUUAGAUGGGAAUUGCUACAUUGUGAAAGAUGGAGUUUAUAUUGGUGCUGCAGUUUUGAUGCUCAUCACUUUAGCCUUAACAAUUUCUUCUGCUAUCAUGACUUACUUAAGUAAGAUACAAUGUGAUCAACAGGGCAUCAAACAACCCGAAUCAACUCAGGGAAACGCCGUUUCGUGUCCCUGA